GUCUCGGGUCUCGGUGCUUGGACGCACUUGGACGGAGGGCCGAAGCUGAGGCAGAAACGUUCCAUAUGACCACAUAUGACAUUUCUCAGAUUCGCGUAACAAAAAGUAAAGCGUUACGAUUAAGGGGGGGAGGGUAUUUUUAAAAGUCGUAUUUAUCUCGUUACAACUUCUGUACGCGCAACAUCGUGCUCGUGCCGCACAAUUUCAGAUUUCAAUUCUCUCUGGUAAAUUAUAGUAAUGGCAACUCCAAAAGUGUGGGCGACAAUACAACCUCUGGACAAUCCGGUGAAUCUACUAGAUAUCACGACGGAACAAUUGGCUGCGAGUAUGCAGGAGAGGGAGAAGAAAUAUUUUAACGAGAACAACACCUACGAAGGGGAGAAGAAGACAGGAGAAACGUACGAUGCAACUGACACUGAUAACGACGAAGUAAUAGCAAAUUUGUUACAAACUCAAUUUAAUCACGAGUACGACACAAUGUUGAAGCGUACAGAAGAGAAGUUCAAUCGUGAUUCGAAAGUGAGCAUUUCGUAUAGUAAUUACCGUAGUUCUUUGUACGACACCAAGGAUGAAGAUAAUGCGGAUUCCAAUGUGGAUGACAGUAACAGGGACUUCGAUCGUUUCGUCAGUGUAGAGAAAGAGUAUGCUUCGAUACCACGUUGUGGUUACAAGAAGAUGGGAAAAGAUUCUCAGAUUGUUACGAAGCAUGACAUCUUGAUGUCUUCCAGAAUUAACGCCUGCCGAUUAUUACAAUUCCCACCAGGAAUUGACACGGGAGACACGGGUGGUUUUGAUGUCAAACUGAACAAUAAAGUAUAUAACACCCUGCGUGCUUACAGUCGCGCGCAAUAUUCCAAGGAGAGGGCAAAAGUCUCGCCAAAAUCUAAAACCCAUUUGAAAUAGAACGUCAAUCCGGCAUAUGGUUUCUUCCUAAUAGCAGUAUUUUGUACCUCGUUAACAUGCGAUAUGUACAUCUUUGUUUUUUUUAAAUAUUGCAUUAAUAAAUCAUUUAUCUUAAAUUAUUAAAAACAAAUUAUUUCAUGUAAUUAUAUAUGAAAUAUUAAUUUGAUCCUUUAAUAAUUAUGCCAUAUCAAAGACUCAAAUAUCGAUAAAUGUCGCUAACGAAGUACGGGAUAUCUGUGCUUUUAAUUUCCUGUAAUUACUUAUGCCUACUUAAUGUAAAUACUUCAGGGUACUUGCAUGAUAUGACGAAAUGACAAAUUUGUACAUACUUCAGUUAAAAUGUGUACAUUAUAUAAAAUAAAAUAAAAAAAAUAAAAAAAUAAA
Molecule: messenger RNA, 1287 nt
Organism: Solenopsis invicta (red fire ant)
Lineage: Eukaryota; Metazoa; Arthropoda; Insecta; Hymenoptera; Formicidae
Product: serine/threonine-protein kinase RIO3
Exons: 4
Coding region: 238-903 (221 amino acids)
Source: RefSeq, a predicted model, not a curated record